Molecule: messenger RNA, 1905 nt
Organism: Cuscuta campestris
Lineage: Eukaryota; Viridiplantae; Streptophyta; Magnoliopsida; Solanales; Convolvulaceae
Source: the annotation of a GenBank genome assembly
CAAAUAAACAGGCCGUGAGAGUAAUAAAUCCAAAAAACUAAAUUGAACGCUUACUUGAAACAAACUUCCAUAUUCUAUAAAAUUCAAUCGUUUACCUUAUUCACAACCCCACGGAGGAGCGAGAGAGAAGGCGGAUCAAAUUUUGCUUCAUUGUCGCGCAGGUUCAUCAAAGAAAUGGCGAGGAAGAUGUUAAUCGACGGAGAGAUUGAUAACCCGAGCGAGGAAGAACGUCACUAUGAUUUCGAUUUGUUUGUCAUUGGGGCAGGGAGCGGCGGCGUUCGCGCCUCCCGAUUUUCAGCUCAAUAUGGAGCUAAGGUGGGAAUAUGUGAGCUUCCAUUUCAUCCUAUCAGCUCUGAAGUUAGUGGAGGAGUUGGUGGAACGUGUGUGAUUCGUGGGUGUGUUCCUAAAAAGAUUUUGGUCUAUGGAGCUUCCUUUGGGCCUGAACUUGAGGAUGCAAGGAGUUAUGGAUGGGAGGUGAAUGAUAGGCUUAAUUUGAAUUGGAAGAAACUUCUGCAUAAGAAGACUGAGGAAAUUGUUAGAUUAAAUGGAAUUUACAAGCGCCUUCUUUCCAAUGCGGGAGUUAAACUCUUUGAAGGAGAAGGAAGGAUAAUCAGUCCAAAUGAAGUCGAGGUAAUACAACUGGAUGGGACAAAAAUUAGCUAUUCAGCCAAGCACAUUCUAGUUGCCACAGGAAGCAAGGCUCAGCGUCCAGCAAUCCCUGGGCAGGAACUUGCCAUUACCUCAGAUGAGGCCUUGAGCUUAGAAGAUCUACCAAGACGAGCCGUGAUACUUGGAGGAGGGUAUAUUGCUGUUGAGUUUGCUUCUAUAUGGCGUGGUAUGGGUGCCACUGUAGAUCUAUGCUUCCGCAAGGAACUCCCAUUGAGAGGCUUUGAUGAUGAAAUGCGAGCUGUAGUUGCAAGGAAUUUAGAAGGCAGGGGAAUCAAUAUGCAUCCUUGCACAACAUUGACUGAGCUAGUGAAAACAGAAAAUGGCAUCAGAGUACGUACAGACCAUGGUGAAGAUUUUCUGGCAGAUGUUGUGCUGUUUGCGACUGGGCGUGUACCUAACUCCAAAAGGUUGAAUUUGGAAGCAGUUGGUGUUGAGCUUGAUAAGACUGGAGCUGUGAAGGUUGAUGAGUUUUCUCGCACUAAUAUACCCAGCAUAUGGGCUAUUGGUGAUGUCACCAAUAGGAUGAACCUUACUCCUGUUGCUUUAAUGGAAGGGACCUGUUUUGCGAAAACGGCAUUUGGUGGAGUGCCCACAAAACCUGACUAUGCACAUAUUCCUUGUGCUGUAUUCUGCAUACCCCCACUUUCAGUAGUGGGGCUUAGUGAAGAGGAAGCAAUAGAGAAAGCGAAUGGAGAUACUGCAGUGUACACUUCGACAUUCAACCCAAUGAAAAACACCAUCUCUGGGCGGCAAGAGAAGUCAGUUAUGAAGCUUCUUGUUGACAAAGAGACUGAUAAAGUUGUAGGAGCAUCGAUGUGUGGCCCUGAUGCAGCUGAAAUAAUGCAGGGAAUUGCUGUUGCUAUAAAGUGUGGUGCAACUAAGGCAGAUUUUGAUGCCACGGUGGGCAUACACCCUUCUGCUGCAGAAGAGUUCGUGACGAUGCGAACUGCGACAAGGAUUCUCUCUCCUGCAAACAAACCAAAGACGAACCUAUGAGGUGGGGAAUAAUAUAUAAACGAGGUUCACUAUAAACGACGGGUUGUCAAUGUUUUUUUAAAAAAAUUACGCGGGGAAAAUUACAGUUCGUUAUUUGCUUGCAGUAUUAUCUGCAAACAGUUCUCACUUUUUCAUAGUAAAACAUGUUUUACUAUCAUAUGAAAUGAACAAAAAAUCUGUCCAGGUUUGAGUUUUCAGAUGAUUUUGGUUGUAUAAUCCACAGACACAGUUGAUAGAUUU